Messenger RNA from Cryptomeria japonica (Japanese cedar), 715 nucleotides. RefSeq names its product heavy metal-associated isoprenylated plant protein 30. The record is from RefSeq and is a predicted model, not a curated record. Gene Ontology annotation, molecular function: metal ion binding. Bases 178 to 462 code for a protein of 94 amino acids. The transcript is spliced from 3 exons. Lineage: Eukaryota; Viridiplantae; Streptophyta; Pinopsida; Cupressales; Cupressaceae.
CUCUUUGUUUGAACCUCUGUAUAUCUCUAUUGGCAAUGCAAUGUUUUCAUUGCUGAGUGCAUUCAAAUUAUAGCCAAAUGUUGUCUUGAUCUUUUGGUACUCAGACUCUUCUAAUCUUGGCUAGCUGAUGUUGCAGGACACUGAAAGUUAGGAAAAAAUCACAACAGUGCAGCAGCAAUGCAGACAGUGGAAUUGAAAGUUGAGAUGGUAGGAUAUAACUGUGAGCAAAAGAUUAAGAGAAGCAUAGCCAAACUCAAAGGCAUUGAGAAGGUAGAAGUUGAUGUGAAUUAUGGCAAAGUGGUAGUGACUGGUUCUGCUCACCCUAAUAAGGUUCUAAAGGCAGUUAGAAGAGGGGGCCUGAAAGCAGAUUUCUGGUCAUCUCGAAGUGAAGCUCUUCUCAGUACCUAUGCUGCAGGAAGUUACUAUUGUCUUCGAGUUAAUGGAGCUUCCCAAUCUUCCUAAUCCUCUCCAAAUAAGGAAAAAGAUUCAGCUAAUGCAGUCUCUUCAUUCUCAUCGGGUUGAUUAAAAAGAAAUAAUUUGUAUGGAAAAGAAAAAGUUUCAUAUGCUAAAGUGUGUGGCGUGCUAUAUUCUUUAAAAAAGGUGCAGCUAUCUUGCUAUUGUAUAUUUUAUUGCAAAGGAAUUUCUUCUCUCAGAGGAAGUAAAAACAAGGCAUCUUAUCAGACAAACAUUAAAGCAAAAGAUAUGGCUUUGUGCU